GUGUUUCUUGGCGGGUUUCUGUUUUUGUUCUUGGAUUGAGGUACUUUUGCUUGUGCAUCUGUGUGGGAAUGUUGUGAUGAUUCUGCCUUUCUAUUUCUUUGACCAUUUAUCUUAAGAUGUUAAUUUCAGCUUUGAAGUGACGGUACAGAAUUUGCAGAUUAUUUUGGUGCUUGAGAUUCUUCUGAGUUCUGAAUCGACUAUCAUCAGACAACUCAAAUGAAUCCAGACCCCAAGAAGUCCAAAGUCUUACCAUCAAACUUACCCAACUCGAAUGGUUCAAGUCACCCUCACUCGCUGUUCCCAGAUGAAGUCUUGGAGAAGGUCCUGUCACUCAUAGAUUCACACAAGGACAGGAACUCGGUUUCCCUUGUCUGCAAAGACUGGUACAAUGCUGAGAGAUGGACAAGAUCUAAUCUUUUUAUUGGAAACUGUUAUUCAGUGUCUCCUGAGAUUGUGGCUAGAAGGUUUGCAAAGAUUAAGAGUGUCAGACUCAAAGGGAAACCUCGCUUUUCUGAUUUCAAUAUGUUGCCGCGGGAUUGGGGUGCUAAUGUGCACUCAUGGCUGGUCAUGUUUGCCAAGGCUUACCCGUUUCUGGAGGAGCUGAGGCUCAAGAGGAUGACGGUAAGUGAUGAGAGCAUGGAGCUCUUAGCCAAGUCUUUUCCGCAAUUCAGGGCUUUAUCUUUGUCAAGUUGCGAUGGUUUCACUGAUGAUGGGCUCAAAGCCAUUACCACUCAUUGUGGGAACUUGACCGAGCUCGACAUACAGGAUAGUGUAACAGUGGACGUUGGUGGAGGUUGGCUGAGUUGCUUCCCGGAGAACUUUUCCUCACUGGAAAUCCUAAACUUUUCCAGCCUCAACAGCGAGGUGAGUUUUGAGGCCCUGGAGAAACUUGUUAGUAGGUGCAGAUCAUUGAGGGUCCUGAAGGUCAAUGAAAACAUUACCUUGGACCAACUACAACGGCUGCUUGUGCAUGCUCCUCUGUUAACAGAGCUUAGUACUGGCUCAUUCCUGCAAGAACUUACACCUCGGCAAUACGAGGACAUUGAAAGUGCAUUUGGGAAUAGUAAAAAUCUCCAAGUUCUUUCUGGUUUAUGGGAUGCUACUUCCUUCUAUCUCCCUGUUCUUUAUGGAGCUUGUUCUGGUCUGACUUUCUUGAACUUGAGUGAUGCGGUCCUUCAAAGUGGUGAACUUGCAAAGCUUCUUGCUCACUGCCCUAAUUUGCGACGCCUCUGGGUCAUUGAUACUGUUGAAGACAAGGGGCUCGAAGCUGUUGGGUCCAGCUGUCCCUUGCUUGAAGAACUCCGAGUUUUCCCCGUUGAUCCUUAUGAUCUUGAUCAUCGCCAUGGUGUGACUGAGAUGGGCUUCUUGGCUGUCUCUCGUGGAUGCCGUAAACUCCGCUAUGUCCUCUACUUUUGCCGGAGGAUGACGAAUGCUGCUGUUGUAACCAUUGUUCAGAACUGCCCUGAUUUUACCCACUUUCGUCUUUGCAUAAUGAAUCCGCGCCAGCCAGAUUUCCUGACAAAUGAACCUAUGGACGAAGCCUUUGGAGCUGUGGCUAAAAAUUGCACAAAACUCCGCAGGCUUUCAGUUUCAGGACUUCUUACUGACACGACAUUCGAGUACAUAGGGAAGUAUGCCAAAAAUCUCGAGACUCUUUCCGUUGCUUUUGCUGGCAGCAGCGACAGAGGGAUGCAGUGUGUUCUGGAAGGUUGCCCCAAGCUGAGAAAGCUUGAGAUAAGAGACUGCCCAUUUGGAAAUGCAGCUCUUCUGUCUGGUCUCAAGAAAUAUGAAAUGAUGCGAUCGUUAUGGAUGUCGGCGUGUAACUUGACAAUGAAGGGUUGCAGGCUACUUGCACGGGAGAUGCCGAGGUUGAAUGUCGAAGUAAUCAAAGACGAUGGAAGUGAUGAAAUUCAAGCCGACAAAGUUUAUGUCUAUCGUUCAGUAGCAGGGCCGAGACAGGACGCCCCUUCCGUUGUUCUCACUCUUUGACACAUGGAAGAAGAAUAAUUGUCGGAUAUGCUGGAAUGACCACUUGGUUCUUGGUUAGAGGUCGAACCAAGUAAUCGGAUGUAAUAAUGGUUGUGAAAGCAAGCAUAUAAUACAAGAGCUAAGUAUUUUAUACUACAUGAAGCCUCUUGGAUUUAGUUAUGCAAUCAAAGUCUAAUUACGGAACAAAAGCUUAAACCCCAAAGGCUCGAAAUUCAAAUCUUGGCUUGUUCUCGUUGUUAAUUCAUUCGAAUUAGCAGAAACGACGCUGGGAAUUUCUUGCAGAGCAGCUCUUCCCCAGUUCAACGUUUCGGUUCUUUCCCACGUACCGAUUGUAGUUUGAUUCUGUGGAACUGUAUAAAAGAAUGCGAACAUGUAACCUGUAAAUUCUGUAUUGAGUGCCCAGGUGGGGCAAGAUGUGAUUGCAUUGUGAAGAAUGAGUUGGGCAUAGGGGGUUUGAUUUAAGGUUGAGUAGACUAUAGAGUUGUAAUGGUGGAGCCUGAGCCUGAGCCUGCUUCUGGACUAUGUAUUAUUACUUAAUUCAUGAUUGCAGAUUAGUUGUUCACUAAUCUGAGAUGCUCUGUUUUCAGGUCAA
Molecule: messenger RNA, 2581 nt
Organism: Sesamum indicum (sesame)
Lineage: Eukaryota; Viridiplantae; Streptophyta; Magnoliopsida; Lamiales; Pedaliaceae
Product: protein TRANSPORT INHIBITOR RESPONSE 1
Biological process (GO): SCF-dependent proteasomal ubiquitin-dependent protein catabolic process
Cellular component (GO): SCF ubiquitin ligase complex
Molecular function (GO): protein binding
Source: RefSeq, a predicted model, not a curated record